UACUCGAAAUGCCGGAAAUGCAUCAAGUUUUAUUAGUGACUGUAUCAUAUCAAUGUGAUAUCAAUCUCGCUAUCAAAGUGAAAUAUGAAUGUAGGUUACAUUUCAAUCCCCCAAUAUAACAUGCUACUAUUAUUAUAGUAUUUGCUGUACUCAUUAGGGAUGCUUCAUCUUACCAAUGGACAAUAAAUUAAACUGUCAGCCACUGUGUGCUUAUCUGUUGAUGUUAAAUAUACAUUUAUAAGCUCUGAUACCAGAUAAAAUCAUGGAUGGUUAAUUAUUUGUACAACCCAUCUUAAGGAAAAUGUAAACUGUGUUAACUGGACUAGCGCUGAGUGUUUUAGGUAACCAUGGUAACCACGACGGAGACGCCUGCUGGUUGCGUGAAACGUACUCUGGAGAACAUCACGGACACAGGCAACUAUGGGUCGAUCAGCCCUGUGCUUCAGAAAUACGAGACGGGACUCCUUCUCAUACUCGGCUUUGGCGGCAUUUCCAUCAUUCUUGCGCUCCUGUACCGCCUCGUCCGACGACGCGUCUACCGUGACGUCAACAACGUUGACACGGCAUUUGACGCCGGCGGCCGUGUGAGCACGAGCCUGACGGCCGUUACGGUUGCCUCCCAGUUCCUGUGGCCUGGGGACAUUCUUCAAAGUUCAACCAUUACCAUUAAGAGCGGCAUUUCCGGUCCACUAUGGUACACUGUCGGGGCGGCCGUCAACAUUGCUCUCUUCCCCAUCGUCUCCGUCUACCUGAAGACCCGCGCCCCCGGGGCCAAAACCUACCUACAGAUCAUGUACGCUCGCUACGGGAAGAAGGCACAUGUCAUCUUUGUGGCCUUGGCGCUGUUGGUUAACUUCUGUGUCAUCUCGACGCUCAUUGUUGCGGGUGUGGCCACCAUCCAAUCAUACACAGUGGACGCUUCGGACGAGUUUUGUGUCUUCAUAAUAGCACUGCUCUUUGGAUCGUAUUCGUUUAUUGGCGGUCUAGGGACAACGUUUUACGUGUCGUAUUUCAACGCCGUGCUCAUCUUCACCAUUCUGGUCGCUCUCAACGUAAAGAUUCUCUACCAGCCCGACAGCGCCAUUGUCGGCGUCGGCUCCAUACCAGAAAUAUACGAGCGCAUACAGUGCCUCAUAGCUCCCGAAGGCAACGAGGACCGCAGCUACUUCUCCUUCCGAUCUGAGAAUGGUUUGGUGUGGGCAUUCAUGGGUCUCUGUGUGACAGCGUCAUUGACCUACUGCGAUCAAGCGGCGUGGCAGAGUCGCAUUGCAGCCAAGCCUCUUCAGGGCGUGUUAGGUUUCAUCAUCGCGUCCUAUAUAUGGUUCGCCAUUCCGAUCUCCAUCUCCACUUCCGCCGGGCUUGCCUACCUCUCCAUGGCGACCGGAAACUCCUCAAACAUCCUCUCACCCGCUGACGUCGAUGCAGGUUUGGUGACACCAUUCAUGGCCGAGCAGCUGCUGGGGGAAGCCGGAAGUGUGCUGAUCGUAACCAUGGUCGCCAUGACGCUAAUGUCAACCGGAAGUGGGGAAGUAAUGGCGGUAUCAUCCAUCAUUGUUUACGACAUCUACCAGAUCUAUAUUAACCCCUUCCGCAAAAACCACGAUAUGAGCCAGUGUAUCCUAUGCCGGAAGCCGCACGCGAACGUUGACAACAACAGCGGUACGGACGUCUGCACGUGCCCUAGCGCCAUCACGUGCAAGGAAUGCACGAGCGACGAGGACGCAGAAGAGGGGAGUGACACGUGGGCCGCCAAUGAUAAGCAGUUCCGUUGCCGCUACCACGGUUUGUACCGGCAGUACCAAUUGCGCAUGCUGGACUACAAGAGCUGGUGUAUCCUCUGGGUCACUAUCGCCAUCAUACCCAUUGGACUGUGUGUAAUAGCAAGCGGUGUGGACCUAAACUGGGUGAUGUUGAACGGCUUUAUAGUGACUCUGCCGUGCUUCCCGCCCGUCGUCCUCGCCAUCUUCUGGAGCCGGACCUCUCGCGCGGGCGUUAUUUCAGGUGCGUUAUGUGGGAUCGUUUGCGGGGUAUCGGCGGCGCUGUCUGUGGCGUCCACGUAUGAAGGCGGCCUAGGAAAUUUUCUCGAAAACACAGUCCAGAAUAACGCCGUUAUGGCCGGCGCCGGAACCAGCAUCGCGUCCAGCUUUCUCGUGUGUUUCUUCGUUUCCCUAUUUACCAACAACAUCCGGUCGUCUGCGGACGCCGAUCGUGAAUGGACAAAGUUACGGGACAUCGACAAUCCUCUGCACCCCUGGUCCCAGCUCUACGCGGAGGACAUCCCGGGGCUCAAACCGGGCGAAAAACCGUCCGUAGAGAAAUUGGAGCGUGUGUUUAGUAAAGCACGUAUCGCGGCCUACGUUGGCGGUGUUGGUACGCUCACGUUGUUUGUAGCGGUAGUUCCCGGUACGAUGUUGAGCUUCCACGUGCUCACUCUGGCCCAGUUUGAGGUGUGGACGCACGUGCUUCAGAUAUUUUGUUUCUCCAUGGCCGCCAUUGUAGUGAUUGUUGCGCCGGUGGAGGAAGUGUUGCAGAUCGCCCGCCGCUUCCGACAGAACCGGAAAGAGCAGCGACGGGCCGCCCUCGAGCAACACUCAUACGAUAUGAAGGAAACUGAUACGUAAUAUGAAGGAAACUUACUCGCGGACUCAGUGAUGGCCGGUUACAUGCCAACCAAGAACCUGUGUUGUAAAUUAAAGGUUCACUCUGGCAGUGUGGUACUUGUAUAAAUGACAAGUUAUUCGGAAAACGGCCUGCAAAUCGAUCGUUUGCAUUUUCAAAAUGCGUUUAAAGUAACAUAUAUCAACUCUAUUGUAAUAACCAUAUUCGUGAUGACUUUAUAGUUUUUCAUAUCAUAAACUGUCCCAAAACAUGUCCCCUUUAAGUAUACAUUUACUUUGAAGCUAAAGUGACUUCAAACUUUAGAAGUUUACUGACUCUACUUUUACAUAUUGCAAAAGUUCAUGUGUACUGGUGUUCUGAAAGUAAUCAUGUUUUUAAAGUUAAAUGUAUACGAUUUUUACUGUUUAUAAUUGAAGUGCGUUUUUUGGUAAUUUUAACAUCAUUUUAAAAACGUAUCUUUACAUUUACAUAAACUUACAUUGUUGUUUUAAUAUAUACAUUCAGAACACUUUCAAUGUUUGUAAAGUAUUGACAUACUGUUUUGUAAGCCCGUGUAUGCAUGCAUUCUGAAACAAGUUGAAUGUUCAGCUUUGUGUGUAAAUGAUUUUCAGACAUCGUACAUGUGUAUAUAAUUCAAUAAACCCCUUUUUUUUAAAGAA
This is a messenger RNA of Mya arenaria, 3278 nucleotides long. RefSeq lists its product as uncharacterized. Gene Ontology annotation, biological process: urea transmembrane transport. Gene Ontology annotation, molecular function: urea transmembrane transporter activity. The transcript has 14 exons. Gene Ontology annotation, cellular component: plasma membrane. Bases 348 to 2621 code for a protein of 757 amino acids. NCBI's taxonomy places the organism in Eukaryota, Metazoa, Mollusca, Bivalvia, Myida, Myidae. The record is from RefSeq and is a predicted model, not a curated record.